Paraphaeosphaeria sporulosa is the source of this 1716-nucleotide messenger RNA. RefSeq names its product FAD-binding domain-containing protein. The transcript is spliced from 3 exons. NCBI's taxonomy places the organism in Eukaryota, Fungi, Ascomycota, Dothideomycetes, Pleosporales, Didymosphaeriaceae. Bases 1 to 1716 code for a protein of 571 amino acids. Gene Ontology annotation, molecular function: FAD binding; oxidoreductase activity. The record is from RefSeq and is a predicted model, not a curated record.
AUGCAACCUGCUUCACUCCUCCUUGCCCUGGCUGCUGCCGCUGCUGCGUCGCCGACCUACGGCUCGUUCCCCGUCAGAGGACAGACGUGUCGCAAGCUCCCCCAGGACAAGGACUGGCCGUCGCCGCAGAUCUGGAACGUCCUGAACGCGACCGUGGGAGGACGUCUGAUUGCCACAACACCCCUAGCAUCUCCCUGCCACGACCCCAACUAUGAUGCCGCAAAGUGUGACGCUCUCCGCGCGGGCUGGGUGUACCCGCAGACGCAUUUCGAUUCCUCCACCUCCAUUGUUGCUCCGUACUUCCAGAAUCAGAGCUGCGACCCGUUUACGUCUCGGGCAAGCACUUGCAAGGUUGGAACGUACCCCAGCUACGCCAUCAAGGUCACCAAGGCCUCGGAUGCCAUAGCAGGCAUGCUUUUCGCACAAUUGAACAAUGUGCGUCUGGUCAUCAAGAACACCGGUCACGACUUGCUCGGCCGUUCUACUGGUACCGGAGGUCUUUCGCUGUGGACGCACUACUUGAAGGACAUCACCAUCAGUGAUUACAAGUCGUCUUCUUACACCGGCAAGGCUAUGAAGAUGGGUGCUGGUGUCCAAGCCUACGAAGCCUACGAGGCCGCUCACAAGCAGAGCCUGCGCGUUGUCGGUGGUACUUGCCCGACUGUUGGUCUCGCCGGUGGCUACACCCAGGGUGGUGGCCACUCGAUGCUUUCUACCGUCCACGGUCUUGGAGCUGACCAGGUCCUGGAAUGGGAGGUUGUCACCGCCAACGGCAGCCUGCUCACCGCCACCCCCGACAAGAACAGCGAUCUGUACUGGGCCCUGUCCGGUGGCGGCGGCGGUACCUACGGCCUUGUCCUCAGCAUGACGGUCAAGGCACACGCCGACACCAAGGUCACCGGCGCCAUGUUGACCAUCAUCCAACAGGGCGCCGAGGACGCCUUCUGGAAGGGCAUCACGCUCUUCCACGCCUCCAUGACCUCGUACACGGACGCCGGCGCGGCCUUUGGCUAUUACCUCGGCCAGGGCAUCAUGGCCAUCCAACCCGUCACCUUCCCGGGCAAGUCCAAGGCCGAGGUCGAGGCGCUCAUGCUCGACCUGACCAAGAGGCUCGAUGCCGCCGGUACUGUGUACUCGCUCACCGUCACCGAGUUCAGCAACUACUACGACUUCUUCAACAACUACUACGGCCCGCUUCCCUACGGCGUCUACACCUCGGCCCAGGUCCAGGGUGGACGUCUGGUCCCACGCACAGUCGUCGCCACCGCCGCCUCCAACCAGGCCUUCACCGACGCCCUCAAGGCCAUCGUCCAGGACCAGGACUUCCACGUCGUCGGCGUCGGCCUCGACGUCAGCAAGACAGCAACCGCUUCCAACGCCGUGCACCCCAAGUGGCGCUCGACCGCCAUCACCAUCGUCGUCGCCGCCAACUGGGACUACACGCAGCCGUUUGCCACCAACGCCGCCAACGAGACCCUCAUCACCGACAAGUACGACCCGCUCCUCACGGCCGUCACGGGCGCCGACAGCGGCGCCUACGUCAACGAGGGCGACUUCCAGCAGCCCGCGUUCCAGGACAACUUUUUCGGUGCAAACUACGCCAAGCUGCGCUCCAUCAAGAAGAAGUACGACCCCAACAGCUUGUUCUAUGCGACCAAGCUGGUGGGCUCGGAAGACUGGGCUGUGCAGGCUGAUGGCAGGCUUUGCAAGGCCUGA